Messenger RNA from Mycosarcoma maydis (corn smut), 6243 nucleotides. RefSeq lists its product as uncharacterized. Bases 1 to 6243 code for a protein of 2080 amino acids. The record is from RefSeq and is a predicted model, not a curated record. Lineage: Eukaryota; Fungi; Basidiomycota; Ustilaginomycetes; Ustilaginales. The transcript has a single exon. Gene Ontology annotation, molecular function: zinc ion binding; transcription coregulator activity. Gene Ontology annotation, biological process: chromatin remodeling; regulation of transcription by RNA polymerase II. Gene Ontology annotation, cellular component: SWI/SNF complex; nuclear chromosome; nucleus.
AUGGAUCCCAACAUGUUUGGCAACAAUUUCGCUGGCAUGUUUGGCCAGCAACAACCCCAGCCUAACCCUACUGGUGGCGCUACCGGCACCAUGGACGCCAACAACAUGACCAGCAUCAACCCCGCCAUGUUUGGCGGCCUCGACCUCACCACCCUCCAGAACAAUCCACAGCUAGCUGCUGCGCUGUUACAACAACAGCAGCAACAACAACAACAACAACAACAACAACAGCAGCAGGCUUCGCAACCAAACACUCCUCAACAGCCGCGCUUUAACCCGGCCAUGUUGAAUUCUGCCAUGAUGGGCCUGGAUCAGAACAAUCAGGCGUCUGGUGGUAUCAACAUGCAAGCUCUCCAGCGCGCUGCUGCAGCUGGCGUCAAUAAUCCCACGGCCUCCUUCAAUCCGCAGAUGCUUUUGCAACAACAACAACAACAACAACAACAACAACAACAACAACAGCAGCAGCAGCAGCAGCACCAGCAACGCCAAGGCACACCGCAGCAGCAACAGCCAGGCCAAGUGUCGCGGUGGCCACAACAGCAACAGCAACAGCAACAGCAACAACAACAACAACCGCAGCAACAGAUGCAACAGAAUCUGCUCACACAGCUGCAGAACAACGGAGGUGCCAUGUUCAACAACAACAACAACAACAACAACAACAACAACAACAACAACAACAACAGCAACAACAACAUCUUUGGUCAGAUGGGUGGUAUGGGGCAUCCACAACAGCAACAGCAACAACAACAACAAUCUCAACAGCAGCAGUUUGGUGCCAGCCAAUUCAAUCCCGCUGCCUUUGGUCUCAAUCCGCAGACUAUGGCCUUUUUCCAGCAGAACCCCAUGCAGGCUAUGCAAGCAAUGCAGACGUUUGGUCAGCUCAAUCCUGGUGCUUUCCCCCCGGGUGCUUUCAACCAACUCAUGAUGCAACAGCUUCAGCAGUCCCAAAACCUGUCCGGCGGCUCAAAUCAGCCAACUCAAGUCCCCAACAUGUUUCAGCAGGCUCAAAAUGGCAACAUGGCUGGCAUGCUCGAUCCAGCUGCCUUGAUGGCGGGUGCAUCCAACCCACAACAGCAGCUAGCUAUGUUUGGUGGCGCUGCUCCCGUUCCUGGCUCCUCGCCAGUCCGACCCAACUUGGCGCUUCAACAACAGCAGCCGCCAAACAGUCUUCCCUCGUAUCUGCAGGCCAACAACCAGAACCUGAAUCAGCCCGGUCAAUCUUCGCCCGUCGCAACACAUCAGCAGCCCGGAACGCCUCAGAACAAUUCCAGCAACGGUACCGUUCCUUCCACCCCUACAGCCACCACCAAGCCCAAGCCGCCACGCAAGAAAGCCGAAAAAAAGUCCACCGCCAAAUCGCAGCAAAACCAAAACCAGACACCAGUCAUGCAACACGCCAAUGCUCCUGGUACCACCAGCAUGCACCCCUCUCCCAGCGCUUCAUCCGUGACUGGUAUGCCGGGUCCCUCACUCCCAGGCAGCGCUUUCGAACGCUCACGCAGCCAUACCCGCUCUCCCAGCGUCUCCUUGGGCGGUCAAGGAACGCCAUCACAGGUACAUUCAUUGCCUCCCGCCGUCCAAGCCAUGUCACAGCAACAACAGCAUCAGCAACAUCAGCAGCAGCAGCAGCAGCAGCAGCAGCAGCCACCGCCGAUACCGCAACAGCAGCAGGUGGUCCCGCCUAAUUGGAUGCCGAGUCUCAAUCCGCAACAGCAGCAAGCCGUCUUGUCCCGAGCGCUGACUCUUGCAAAGGCGCAGGAAGGCUCUGGUUUAACACCCGUUCAUACACUUAUGCAGAUGGGCUACUUGUUCCUCAAGGCUUCCAGCUUGCCAGGCGGCUCACAUCCGUCCAUGAUGCCCAACGGUGGUAUGGUGCUCACCAUUAAUGAGGCGCGCGGACUCAACCUCAUCCCUCAGCAAGGCUCUCAAUCAGGACAAACAGGCGCCAUGGCACAGCAACAUCAUCAGCAUCAGCACCAGCACCAGCAACAGCCUCAGCCUCAGCGGCAGCCUUCCUUCUCCGGUAUGGCGAGCCAGCAACCACAGCAACCACUUGCACCAUCACAGCAGCCACUCGGCUUUGGAGCUCCUCCAUUGACGCCGCAGCAGCAACAACAACAGCAAAUCAUGCUCGCCAUGCAGCAACAGCAGCAGCACAUGCACCCACAGUCUAUGCACCAACCGCAGGCUCCUCUCGUCGCACCGCAGCUUGGCCAUCCCCACGGCCAGCGAUCUACCACGCCAGCAGGUCAGCACGCUUCUCCCUCGGCCAUACAUGCGCCUUCACCUAUGGGCCCAGCAGGCGCCGUCUCGAGCCCUGGUAUGGCCAACAAGUCCCGUCCACGCCAGCCAAGUCUCGCCCUCAGUACAUCCAGCCGUCCAGACUCGCGUGGAGGGCUGGCGCCGCCUCCUUUCCAGCAACAGCCACAGCAACAACAGCACCAUCAGCCAACAGCAGGCCCUCAAGGUCUGAUGGCACCGCCGCCCGCUCCUGGCCACAUGCCUCCAGCUAUGGCACCGGGUAUGGGCGCCAUGCCCCAGGGCAUGGUUCCUCCAGGUGUGCAGGGUGGCCAGCUGCCUCCGGGCUUUGGACCAGCUGGUGCGCCUCAGAUGGGUCCAGAUGCGACACCGCCCAUGCUCAAGCAGCAAGCACGACACCCAUCUAUGGCGCAGGAUCCGUCGCUCGUUGCUACUCCGGAGCACCCCCGGCCAUCGUUGGCUGGCACGGCUGCUUCCAGCAUGGACGGCGUUGCUACCACGACACCGGAUCCCAUGAUGUUGGCCGUAGCAAGCGCUGCCGCUGGUCAACCAUCGGCUCAAUCGCAGCUGAUGGGCAGCUUUAGCAGCGCAACACCCACACGCAAAGCUCGCAAGGGCUCUCAGCCUGCUCCGACCGGUACGCCAGGUGCUGUGUGUACACCUGGCGAUGGUGACACACCCGCGCUCUCCGAUGCAGCCGUAGACGCUACGACGGCGACUGGCAAGCCCACAACACUGGCCGCCAACACUCCCGCUUUCAUCCAAACCGUGCCUUCCAACUUGGCCAACAUGCCCAUGCUGCUUGGUGGACCAGCGCCGAAAGAGUCGGCGAUCGGUACGUCUAUUACUCACUUCAAUACGCGUGUCACCAAGCUCGACGACGCGAUGCGUCCUCAGCGUGCAGCCGAAGACGAGGGCGGUGCAGGUUCAAGCCAAGUCGACAAGGAGGAUGGCGAUCAAGUGUGGACGCCACUCACGGCGGAACAAGAGGCGGAGCUGGCCAGCAUCAUGAGGCGCGAUCUCGAGUACGAAAAGCUCUUCCGACAGCAGCAGCAAGAGAUGGAAACGUCGCUCAGGCACCGUAUCGACAGCGUAAGGCCGCCACGAAGAAAGGCGUCAGAUGGCAGCAUCACCAAGCCCAAACCUCUGGCGUGGUGGGAGCGUCCCGAGGAGGAGGAUACGUCGGGUCUGUCGCGCGAUGUGUUCAGACCUUUCGGCGUGCUCUUCCCGAACCAGAAGCGAGCUGAGCUCGAACAGGGUCAGCGCGGUGCUCGUCCUCACAUUCCUCUGAAGCGCUCGCUCAUGGAAAUGGUCUCGCAGCAGGGUGAAGAUUUGGUCCCCAUUCGCCUCGAGAUUGACCACGAGCACUGGAAGUUGCGCGACACUUUCACGUGGAACGCUCAAGACUCGCACAUCAAUGUCGAGGCAUUUGCCCAGUCGAUUUGCGAGGACAUCGGACUGCCUGCGUCCGUGUUUGUGCCGCAGAUCAAAGAGCAAAUCACCGCACAGAUCCUGGAUCACCAGAGCACCAGCGCAUUCAAAGCCAAGCCUACGUUUGAUUUAAACAUCGACACCAAGGAGGGCAAGGGAUCGCUCGACGACCAGGACCUUCGCUGGUGGUCCAAGUGGCGACGCAAAGUUGAUCGUCUUCCUUUUGGCGCGGCUUCAGAACCACGCGCCAAAGGUGACGGUGACAAUGCCGUGAUGGAGGUGGACAACAGCAGCGAAGAGGACGAGGUGCGAUCAGAACCGCCCGAGCUCGUCGACACGACUCCGGUCGAGGAACUGCGCAUGAUGAUCAAACUCGAUAUCACCGUAGGUGCCAUGAAUCUGAUCGAUCAGUUCGAAUGGGAUGCGAGCGAGUCGGAUCCCGCAGCUGCUGAAAAGUUUGCCGAGGCCUUUGCCGCUGAUCUGGGCCUUUCGGGCGAGUUCAAAACGGCGAUUGCCCAUUCGAUCCGCGAGCAGGUCUCUGUACACGUCAAGUCGCUUGCCAUGACCGGUCACACGUUUGAUGGCCGAAUGAUUGCCGACGAAGAGCUGCGUGCCGCUUUCCUGGGACCUGUCAGCAAGUCCAACUUGUCCAGAGGCGAGAUCGAGUCGUAUCACUUUACGCCUCGGCUGCUGCAGCUCACCGAGGCCGAGAUCGAGCGACUGGAUCGUGAACGCGAGCGCGAAGCACGUCGAAAACGUCGACAGACGCGUGGUCGCCGCGGUAUCAAUCUGCCGGACCGCGAUCCUCAAAAGACGCAAAGAACGCCAGCGGUGUACGGCAUCCAGACGGCACAGACGGGUGCGGACAACGCUCUGCAGAGUGUCAAUGGUCUCAGCGACCGGUACGGAGGCAUGUCAACACGGCGUGCAGCAGCUGCAGCCGCCAACGCCUCAAUUGCGCCCUCGCAGGCGGUCGACAUUAGCACGCCCACACCAGGCCCCGAUGGACUUGGCCUGCCGGAUCGCAAGAAGCCAAAGAUCAACCAUCACGCGAUCCACUUUGACUUUCCAGGCGGUCUGGGUCGCAAAUCGGAUCCUGGUGGACCCAAGUUUGCGCCCGACUAUAUGGAAGAGGAGGCCAAGAAGCGUGCGCGUUCACCCGAGAACCAGGCGACUGGCUCGCAGGUGGAAAAGCCUGCACCGAAGCUGGUCUCGCUGUCGUAUGCGCAGCGCAACAAUGUGCGACCCGAAGAUCUAGAGCGACAGCAUCCCAACUUCCACGACGGCAUGUGGCACUGCUCCAACUGCGGUAUUCCAGGAACGCUCGCGCCAGGUCGACGAAAGGGACCGUUGGGCGACAAGUCGCUGUGUGGGCCUUGCGGUAAAUACUACCACCGUCACCGCAAGGUCAUCUUUUUAGAGUACACGCGCGACCCGGUGGUGCACAUGAAGCAGCAGCAGGCGCUGAACCGCAAGAUGGGCAUUUCGAAUCCGCUCAUCGAUACAGCGCUGCUCAACGCGUUAGGAGAGCAGGAGGACUCGACCGAGCCUACAAGCGCUGCGGAUACGCCCAAGCCCGACGGCGGCGCUGGAGGCAAUGACGAUCCGACGGGCACGGAUGACAAUGGGAUGCGACGCAGAGGACGACCAGCGGCGUCAUCGCGUGGAGCAAGUCGUGGAAAUGGUGGCGACGACGACGAUCGCUCGGAUGAUGAGGAUCUGCCGUUUGAGAUGGUGGGCAGUCCGGACGAUAGCGACUCUUCUUCGAGAUCGAGCAGCGCUGAGCCCGCGCCUCGUUCGCGCAAGUCGGCAUCGCAGCCGUUGGCGAAUGACGAAGGCUCGCAGAUCGGGCGACGCGCAGCCGCCGAGAGCGCACGCGACAAGGUGACGGCUUCAUUUGCUGCUGCUGAAGCUGCUGCGAUCAAGACGGAGGCAGACACAGGAGUUGGAGCUAGCGAAGCUGCCGAUGCCAGCAAAGAGGCUGGCGAUGCGGUUGCAGCAGCGACUGCAUCGACCGACGCUAACGCCUCUUGCACCAGCAGCACUGGCACUGGCACUGGCACCAGCAACAGCAACAGCCACAGCGCAGUACCCGUCUCGAUGACAGAAGUCACAGGCUCACCAUCCACAAGUCGUGCAGCUGUCGUUAUGCCCACGCUCUCCAAUGCUUCGCCGCGCAUGGCAGCCAUCCCUGGCGCCACGCCGCCGGACUGGCUCACCGAAUCAAGCGCUGCACUGAAAGCGCGCUACCCGAACGACCGGUUCGAGAUCCAGCAACGACCGCGUCCCGCUGGCGUGCCGCCUCCACCACAGCCCGAGUGGCGAGUCCGAUGUCUGGACUGUCCUGGUAAGCUGUAUACGCCCGGCCCAGGUGAGAGUCUGACCAACUUUGAGAUCCACCUGCGCAACCGGUUGCACCGCGCCAACGUCAACAAGCGCGUGUAUGGCAACAGUGCGCCACCGGCAGUGGCUGCAGGUGGCGGAUCUCCUGGUGCUGCGGCUGGUUCGCCACACAAGAGUCCGAGCGUGGCUCAUGCGCCUGCGCCGUAG